Molecule: messenger RNA, 1965 nt
Organism: Trichoderma aggressivum f. europaeum
Lineage: Eukaryota; Fungi; Ascomycota; Sordariomycetes; Hypocreales; Hypocreaceae
Exons: 4
Coding region: 1-1965 (654 amino acids)
Molecular function (GO): ADP binding; protein binding
Source: RefSeq, a predicted model, not a curated record
AUGAUGCGAGAGACUCUCGAAUCUACGCAAGCCAUUUUAGAGACUAUUAAUAAGAGCCAGUCAUCGCCUAAAAACAACGAGAGUAUCAAGGAUGAGAUAUUCGCGGCGCCCAAGAGAAAUCCAUCGUUCAGUGGACGCGAAAAUGAACUUACAGGGAUAAAAGAUCACUUGAUCCCGACAAACCCUAGUGAUGAAUCCCAGACACAACAUUUUGUUGUCAUUUGUGGGCUCGGCGGUAUGGGUAAGAGCCAAUUGGCUCUUGAGUAUGCGCAUCAAAAUAAGAGCUAUUAUAAGGCUUGUUUUUGGAUUACCUGCGACUCAGCGGUCAAGAUUGCCGAAGAUUUUGCCCAAAUUGCGCAAAUUCUUGGGUACGAUGAUGCUGGUGUCGUGCAGAACCAGUCAAGGGUUCACUCUUGGCUGCUUGAAACAGAUCGAAAAUGGCUUUUAAUUUUAGAUAACGCGGAAUCUCCCUCGGAAGUGAGCUUCUGGCCACAAACCAAUAAUGGUUCCAUUAUUCUUACAACCCAGGAUAGAAGUUGGUUGUUUCGAGAACACACGACUUUACGCAUCCAGCUCCAUGAGCUUCUUCGUGAUGAAGGUGAAGGGUUGGUAGCUGAGGUAUUUGACAAGCAUCGGAGACCAAUUUCUCAAAGUGAAGCUCAUGAACUUUUCGAAAUAACGGGAGGCUUACCUUUAGCCAUACGCCAAAUCACUUCUUACAUCAUUGCAGAAAAUUUGAACAUUGAAGAAGUUCUUAAAGAUUACACGGCUCAGAAAAACGCCAAGGUCAUCAACGAAUGGCAGCACAGUACAACGUCAAUUUAUUCACACACCCUUGCUACAUUUUUAAAUAUAUCGUUUGCCAAACUUCGAGAUAGAGCUCUAUUGAUAUUGAGAAUCUUAUGUGUUCUUGAUGUCGAUAAAAUCCAGGAAUCUAUACUGUAUCUUGAAGGCAAAGCCGUCGAUAAUGAGUCUCCGUUUGGAACCUUGAGCCGGGAGACGCAAGAUCUGGCAAGCUUGUACCUCGAUGGAGGCAUCUACCUCUGGGCCAAAGGUUUUUUGGUAGAUGGAAAGGCACUCACGAGCGAGGCAAAGAAAGUGUGCGAUAUAGCAUUGGUGGACAAACCUAUGAUGGCUCAAAUUUAUUCGUUCCACGCAUCUAUCCUGUCUGAUUCGGGAGAAGUCAAGCCGGCUUUGGAAUACUUUGAAAAGUCUCUUGAAAUACUCAAACUUUACAUGAGAAAUAUCCGAGAUACAGCACUGGAAUCAGAUGAAGCUCUUUUUGCUAACGCAUGGAACAACUUAGCAGGAAUUUAUUGCGCAAUAGAGGACUAUGACAAAGCGGAAAUGUAUAACAAAAUUUCGAUCAAACAAAAGGAGAAAUUAGCAAAGUGCUUCGAUGACGACAAGAAAAUGGCACACUUGUUUUGCCUAUCGAAUGAGAAUAUGGCAGCUACUUAUGCUCGACAGAUGCGGUAUGAGGAAGCCGAAGAUUAUUUUGAGAAAGCAAUCACUCAAGCAACUCUGGCAAACUCAACAUCGCGUCUCGCUCUGAUACACCAUAAUUUUGGCAUUAUGAGGCUCAUGCAAGAUCAGAUACGCGAAGCUACAAAACUCUUCAACGAAGCAUCUAAUUUACGUUUCCAGAAACUGGGCAAAUAUCCAGAUACUGCCACUUCGUUGCAUAUGUUGGCCAGUUGUUACUGUAAACUUGGUGGAUUUGAGGAUUUGAUCAUGGCAAGGAAGCUAUUGUUGCAGGCCCUUGACAUCUUUAAUUCUCACAUCGACGCGAAUGAAAUGUAUGUCGCGCGAACACAAUUCAAGCUGGCCCUGGCCCAGGAGGCACUUCAAGACCCAGACGCCGUCAAAUCACACCAAAUUGCAAGAGACCUUUACAAAAAAAUAACAGGGAAGUUUGAUAAUCCAGAUGAAGAAAAGCUCGAUAAACUAGUGCCAUAUAUUUAA